Messenger RNA from Peronospora matthiolae, 1602 nucleotides. The record is from the annotation of a GenBank genome assembly. Lineage: Eukaryota; Oomycota; Peronosporomycetes; Peronosporales; Peronosporaceae.
AUGGACGCCUCCUCCCUCCGCAUCUCCAAGUUCGAUGGAACUAACUUCCACGCCUGGAAGUUCAAGAUGCAGAUGGUGCUGGAGGAACGGGACCUAUGGGAGGUCGUCAGCGGUGAGAUCAAGGCGGAACAGUGCGAGACUCAGUUGGACCAAGCGACGUACAAGAGGAAGUCAAGAAAGGCGAUGGCAGUGAUCUGUCUAGCCAUGGAAGAUUCCCAGCUACCGUUGGUCCGGUCGGCAAGUGGUGCAUGCGACGCAUGGUCAAGGUUGGAAGACCACUUCGAGAAGAAGAGUCUUGCCAACAAGCUGUUCUUGCGCCGUCGCUUCUUCACGACAAUGAUGGAAGAAGGCGACGAUGUGCUCGAACACAUCAACAAGCUCAAGACGCUGGCGGAACAGCUAGAAGCGGUGGGGGCUCCAGUCUGCGAGGACGAUCUGGUGAUCACACUCCUCGGCAGCCUGAGUGACUCGUAUCAAUUCUUGAUCACAGCUUUGGAGUCGCGCUCAGACACUCUUAGCUGGGAGCUCGUGACGUCUCGACUGCUUCAUGAAGAAAUGAAGCGGAAGGAGCAAGGAAGUAAAGGUGAUGAAGCUUCGCAAGGUCAAGCGUUCAUCACAAGGGACAAUCAGCGCAAAGGGCGACCAGUGAAGAAGUCCUGGCCGUGCCACAAUUGCGGAAAGAUUGGUCACUGGAUGGCGGAGUGCCCCUCGCGCAUCCAAGAAAACACGGAGAGACACCGGCCACAGCGUGCUCAAGACAGCGGCGACCGCUAUCGAUCACAACGUGCAAACGUCGCUCAAGAAGAAGACUCGGGCGACUACCUCUUUUCGAUCGGUGAAACGACAUCUGCGAAAUCGAGCGACAUCUGGCUGGUCGACUCCGGGGCGACGCAGCACAUGACUGGGGACAUUGUCAUGUCGAUGAAGACACCCCAAGGGAUGAAGAAAGGUGUGCUCACAAACGUGUGGCACAUCCCAAAGUUAUCCAGAAACCUGUUCUCGGUCGGCCGCUUCACCAAGGAUGUCGGCCCAGUGACGUUCACGAAGGAUGGGUGCUAUGGAGAAGCGAAAGGGACCAAGUGGAAAAUUGGUGCCCGUGAAGGUAAAGGACUGUUCAAGCUGCAAAUGACUCCAGUGGCGCCGGAACAAGCAAAUGCAGCCAAGUCGUCGGGAUGUCAAGGGGGCACCAAGUCGUACCUCUGGCACCUUCGGCUUGGCCACAUAGGUCACGAUGGACUCAAUUGCAUCGUGACGAAGAACGUGGAAUUGGCAUCGACAUAUCUUCCGGUGAAGAAGUGGGACGUGUGUGAAGGUUGUGCUCUGGGAAAACAGACUCGAGUGCGCUUCCAAUCAAACACUACAGCUCGCACCUCCAAACUCCUCGAAGUGAUUCACAGCGACGUAUGCGGACCGAUGUCGAUGGCAACUUUCAGUGGAAAACGGUACUUCGUGACAUUCAUCGAUGACAAGUCAAGAUACUGUGUCGUCUAUCUGCUCAAGAGCAAAUCUGAAGUUGCGGCGAAGUUCAUGGAAUACGCUGCGAUGGCCGAAACGCAAACCGGAAAGCGCGUGAAGUACCUUCAAAGCGACAAUGGGGGGUGA